AUGUCACGAGCAAUAAAACCAAAGAAAUGGACUACGGACGAAAUCAUUAAUAUUCUCUCGUAUAUCAACGAUUAUUUCAAAAAUUCAUCUGGUUCGCUAGCAAGGGCAUGUGAUGAAGCAAUGGAACAUCUUCAAAUAGAAAGAACUCAUAAAAGCGUUUAUUCAAAGAUCAGGAAAUUAAUCCAAGCCAUGAAGGUAUGGUUGAGUGAUCACGUAAAGAAUGAAGAUGUGAUCAUUUGGCAAGAUGAUCGAGUUUAUACAUUAUUAGAAUCCAUUUGUAAGAGAUCAACAAUAGAAUCGACAUUCGGAGAAAAAGGAAAAUCACAACAGAAACAAAUUUUUAAAGAAAACAAUAAAGUUGAGAAUUCUAGUGAUAUGACAGAUUCGACUUGGACAGUUGUUGGAGAUUAUGAUGAUCCUGUUGAAAUAUACAAAUCAUUAAUGAUAGAAUCCCGCCAAGUUGAAGAUGAGGCAAGGAAAGUUUAUGAGUCGGCAAAUAAUGUUGAGGAUGUGAAGUGUCAUGAAAUUCUUCAAGUGAUCAAGCAAGAACAAGAAUUUCGAGAUGAAAUGUUUCAUUUGUUUGCGGAAACUGAAAAAAAGAUUAAUGACAUGAGAUCAUUAUGA
Messenger RNA from Funneliformis mosseae, 624 nucleotides. The record is from the annotation of a GenBank genome assembly. Lineage: Eukaryota; Fungi; Glomeromycota; Glomeromycetes; Glomerales; Glomeraceae.